Molecule: messenger RNA, 406 nt
Organism: Nanorana parkeri
Lineage: Eukaryota; Metazoa; Chordata; Amphibia; Anura; Dicroglossidae
Gene: NAA38
Product: N(alpha)-acetyltransferase 38, NatC auxiliary subunit
Exons: 3
Coding region: 18-398 (126 amino acids)
Cellular component (GO): NatC complex
Molecular function (GO): RNA binding
Source: RefSeq, a predicted model, not a curated record
GGGUGUGUCUCCGGCAGAUGGUGGCUGUGCUGUGUGUCUCCCAGAGUGCAGUGCGGAGAGAGCUGGACAUGGCUGCAGUGCUGGAGGAGAAUGGCUGCAGCCCCCCUCCUGGGGACUCGGACGUGGAGCCGGGGGACAGCGCCCGCCAGAAGCUGGAGUCUCUUCUGAACAGAAACAUGCGGAUCGAGAUGACGGAUGGACGUUCCCUGAUUGGCUGCUUCCUCUGUACUGACCGAGACUGUAACGUCAUCCUGGGUUCAGCGCAGGAGUUCCUUCGUCCUUCAGACACUUUCCCCGUGCGAGAGCCUCGUGUGCUGGGUCUGGCCAUGGUCCCCGGUCAUCACAUUGUGUCCAUACAAGUGGAGCUGGAGAGCGUCACCUCCCCUCAGUACCUGUGAGCGGCGGA